UAAUUCCUUUUAUUAAAUUGUCUCCAGUUCUCCGUAUUCCUGCUGAUCAUCUUCUUAGCUGAGCUGGCAGUCGGCAUCGCUGGCUACAUGAAGCACCAGGACCUGGAGAACUCGAUACUGGCUCACCUGAACGGCACCAUCAAGGAGUACGACACCAACAAGGACGUCGCCAAAACAUUCGACAUCGUACAGACUGACUUCAAAUGUUGCGGUAUCAACGGCCCCGAUGACUGGAAAGCCAACAACAUCUCGAUGCCGGCGACCUGCUGCUCGGGUCAGGAGAUCACUGGCGGCGUGCCCGCGCCUUGCACUCCGCUCUCCGACCACUUCCACAAGGAGGGCUGCCUCGACAAACUCGUCCAGUACUUCAAGGACACCGCCCUUGUACUCGGCGGUGUUGGCAUAGGAGUUGCUAUAGUGCAGCUGCUUGGUGUCAUAUUCGCUUGCUGUCUCGCUCGCUCCAUCCGCAGUCAGUACGAGACCGUAUAAACGUAAUACCAUAUUUCAUUAUCUCUAGAUCUAGAUUUUAAUAGCAGUGCCCAAUUUUCCAUACAAUACUUUUUUUUUUACUAAGUUGUGAUCAAGUACACCUCAACUAUGUCAUGUAUAUUUUGAAGUUAUUUAUUUUAUUAUUGUUAUUCCAGAUGAUUUUGUUUAUUUUAUUGUAAGAUUUAAAUGUAUGAAAUAUCUCGUAAGCACUAACGAAUACGUGUAUCAGGAGGUACUGUAAUUUCAAUAUAAAGGUGUGGAAUUUUAUUCUUGUCGUGUUGCAAAUGAAGGAGUGAUACAAGCACAAUGCACAGUUUUUCUUAACAUUCACCAUAAAGUGUGCUCAGUGUAGAAGACUGAUUUUUGGAAUAGAAAUGGAUACAAUGCCAAAUCAUAUCUGAAUUUUCCUACAUUUUAUACUGUCCUGUCUCAAUUCGACUAUUAUAGUAUUAAUGUAAUUAUUGUACCUUUACUAUUCGUAUUUCAUAUUUAACCAAUGUAGAAGUGGUGCACUCUUAUAUUAGAUUUGUACUAUUCGUUUGUUAAUUAGAAGCAAUCUCACAAACAAUGUAUCUUUGAAUUCGACCUAAGAUAUGUUCAAUUCAAUAUGAAAAAAAUUGCAUCUAAUUCUGAAACGGAGUUCUUAGAUCUUUAUACUUAUCGAUUAAAAGUGUUUUAGGUCAUGUAUAUUUAUAAUAAAAUCUGCAUUAUCCAAAA
Trichoplusia ni (cabbage looper) is the source of this 1206-nucleotide messenger RNA. RefSeq names its product CD63 antigen-like. The transcript is spliced from 3 exons. The record is from RefSeq and is a predicted model, not a curated record. The coding region runs from base 88 to 489 and encodes 133 amino acids. Gene Ontology annotation, cellular component: membrane. NCBI's taxonomy places the organism in Eukaryota, Metazoa, Arthropoda, Insecta, Lepidoptera, Noctuidae.